This is a messenger RNA of Saccharomyces eubayanus, 2280 nucleotides long. RefSeq names its product protein kinase activating protein DPB11 (gene DPB11). The record is from RefSeq and is a predicted model, not a curated record. The transcript has a single exon. NCBI's taxonomy places the organism in Eukaryota, Fungi, Ascomycota, Saccharomycetes, Saccharomycetales, Saccharomycetaceae. Gene Ontology annotation, biological process: mitotic G2 DNA damage checkpoint signaling; mitotic DNA replication checkpoint signaling; DNA replication initiation. The coding region runs from base 1 to 2280 and encodes 759 amino acids.
AUGAAACCCUUCCAAGGAAUAACAUUUUGUCCGACUGCAAUAAAUAAUGAAAUCUUAUCAAAGAAGAUAUCCAAGAAGAUCAUCAAGUUGGGUGGCAUAUUUUCUAAAGAUCUGACCAGACAGGUCAACGUUCUUAUCGUCGGAUCUACUACUAAUACGAACAAGUUCAAAUUUGCUGUGAAGCACAGAUUUGACAUCAUAUUCAUUGACAUCCACGCAAUCAACGACAUCUACCAGCUUUGGUUAUCUGGAGAAAACGUAUUGCCGCAAUCCGGCAUCGCUGCGACAACGAAUAUCACUCAUGAAAUGUUAAAAACGCUGUAUCAGCGAUUUUCGUUCAAAUUUUUGCAGAACUUCAAUAUCUUCAUUGGCAGAAUAAACGAUGCGAAAACCACGUCCAUUGAUUCAUUGAUUCAGUCCAUUAAGAAAUUAGGCUGUUCAAGUUACAAUUACCAAAAUUUUGUGAUUAGAGAUACGGCCUCCCAUGAUGAUGAUAACCAAGACCCGGACGCGCAGAUAUCGAUCUUUGUUACGGAUUCGUUGUCUGGCGCAAGAGUUAGUGCCGCCAUCGCCCAAAACUUGCCCAUCAUACAUUUCAAAUGGAUUCUGGAUUGCCAAAGGAGAAAUGCGCUACUACCUUACGAUCCUUAUUAUCUUUUGCCGAAACUGAAAGAUUUGGCCUAUGAUUCUAUCGGUUUAAAUUCUUGUGAUUGUUGGGAUAAGAUAAAUUCCACUUUUCCAACAAAUACAAAUGAUCGCUCCUUCCUACAACCACAAUCGUCUUCCGCUACUCCAGCACUCCCGAAAACGUCUUUUCUGUUAAAUAAGUUCAAGCCGAAGGGUGACAAGAUUUGGGACAAGGCAAUGUCUCUACAACAGGAUAAUAAGACGAAUUUUUCUGUACUUGCACACACUUCGCCAUCGAUGGAUAACGACCAUCAAAACACUAUAUCGACGUUGAUAUUUAGUGACUGUUCAUUUGUCAUCCACCAAAAGUUCCCUGCCAAUCAUCGAUCAAUACUAACUAAAAUUAUCGUUCAAAAUGGGGGUAGGGUUGAAAAUUCUCGCAUGGACAGCGUAUAUGAACAUUCAUAUUUCAUCAUUCCAAGUGACUGCCCCCUUGAUUCAUUCGAUGAUUUACCUGGCAUUGCUGAUGACGAUGACGGCAUAGUUACAGAAUUUUUCGUUGAGCGCUGCUUGUAUUAUCAGAAACUACUAGACCCAAUAGACUCGUGGUCGAGACCUUUUCUCAAUACACUGGACUUCCAGGUGUUAUUUUCACCAAAAUUAUUGCAUCACGACGUUUCAUCUUCGUCUUUUUUAAAUGUUACCAUUACUGGAUUCUCGGGUGUGGAACUAUUACAUCUGACUAAAAUUCUAAACUUCUUAAAACCAAUGGGUAUCCAUUAUGCAGAAUACCUGAACAUGUCUACUGAUAUUUUGUUGAUCAACUUGGCGGCAUUGCCUAGUAUACCAAAGACUCACCCGCUAUGGUCGAAUGAGUUCAGUGACCUCUUUACUCAAUUUAGCAGUAACAACACUGAUGAUGACAGUGAUAACAACAAAAAAAAGGAUUUUCAAAGUAAUCCAAUCUUGAGAAACUCCAUGAAAAGGAAAAUUGAGUACAUCAAAAAAUUUCAUUCUAUACCAGUAGUUACACCAGCAUUUAUCUUUAAAUUAUUAUCCAUUGCGUCUGAAGAUAGCGACGAAAUCUUCUUGAAUAAUAUCAAAUGGUGCAUUAUUUGCCCAAGAGGACAAAAGGACGAUUUCAAAUGUAAAAUAAAAAAACAAAACCACACAAAUACUAGUUCUGAAAUAAAAUAUCAAAACAAUGACCCGAAAAUUGAUAAAACUAUUCUUUUAAAAAGAAGAAACUCCUCAUUAUCAGAGCAUUCCAUAAAGGAUACUAAAAACGAGUUAUUACAAAAAAUUAGAGAAACAGAUAGCGAGAGGAAAAGAAGCAGCUUACCAUCGACUGUCAAGGAGAAAUCCCCAGAGAGACAGAUGCCAAAUACAAAAAGAAUUAAGAUAGAGUCACCGCCAAAGAAUUUCGUUCCUAAACCAAUUAAAAGAACCACUAGUUGGGGUACGAUGAUGUCGGAAAAUAUAUCCACGAAUCUACCGAACGCAGUUCUCAAUGUAGAACAGACGACAACUGCUGAAGAGAUAUCUCAUACUCAAGUUACAUAUGGUUCAAUUCAAGAUAAAAAAAAUGCCUUUUCUUCGGAAAAGCCCAUAAAACGACAUACAAGAACUCAGACGAAAGAAUUGGGUUCUUAA